Molecule: messenger RNA, 686 nt
Organism: Drosophila serrata
Lineage: Eukaryota; Metazoa; Arthropoda; Insecta; Diptera; Drosophilidae
Source: RefSeq, a predicted model, not a curated record
AUGAAGCUCUACACACAAGUUAUCCUGCUGGCCGUGACCCUCUUCAGUGUCACUGCUGUGCCUCGUACCGGUCUGGAGACCACCCUCUUCCGAAUGGUUUUGGGUGGUGAGGUGGAGCCCCGGGCUCUGACCCCUGCCGCCCAGACCUGUGCCAACAACUAUCUGAAUGCCACCCAGAAGAACGGCGACAUUCUGGCCAACUCCACCAAUGCCUGCGAGGAGGCAGCCAAUCGUACUAAGGUGGCCUAUGUCCAGAGCAGCAACACCACCGUCAACCAGAUCCGGGCCCAGCUCCUGAGCCUCGAGCAGAACCUGCAGCUGUGCCGCAACGAGACCGACUCCGCCAGGUUCCUCAACUGCACCGUAUCGACAUUUGACCAGAACCUGCAGCUGCUGGACACAUCCAACUCGCAGGCCUACACCGCCCAGACCCAGUUCAACUCCAACGAGACCCAGGUGAGCGCCGCCAGGACCAAUUGCAUCAGUGCUGCCGUUAGCGAGGCCAAGGUUCAGUCCAUUCAAAUCGCCAAUGAUUUCGACACCUGCCUGGCCAAGAUUUCUGAGCAAAGGGAUAUGAUUCAGGUAGAGCAGAAGCCACAGCCCUUCCUGCCUGCCCAGAUUUCCAAGGAGCAGGUUCCAGAGAAGCACCAGCAGGAGCUGGAGGAUAUGUCUCUGACCAACUAAGC